GGCGGGAUUUUCGGCGUCCUCUUUGAGGCCGACACUUUGGCCUCCCUCCGGCUCGUUCACUCUAUCCGCGAUUCCCGAGCGCUGCGGCGGAAUCCUGGAGACGGGACCGAGAAGGAUCGUUGUCCUCGCUGCACAGUGGCGGGGCUAAGGCUUGGCGCCGCUCCGAGUGACCCGGCCAACCCUGGGAUAGGGACCUCCAAGCCCGGGUCUCCGUUAUUCCCAAAGUCCAAUGGAGGCGGCCGCGCUGAGGGCCCAGGCUCAGGUUCCUGUGGCUGCAGAAGCUCUUAUGGAACCAAUACAGAUUGUUGGUGUGAAACAGAGGAUGAGGAGGUACCUUCUGAGCAGAGUGUUUCUGUAGAAAGACUGUCACAAGUUAGGGUUCCCACACCAAGUUCAUCUUCCCAGCAGGCCCACUCCUGUGAGAUGUGCGGCCCAGUCUUAAAAAACAUUGCUCCCCUGGCUGAGCACAAGGGAACACAUCGAAGGGAGAAAAUGUACAUGUAUUGGACAUGUGAGAAACAAUUCUUUUCCAAUAUAAAUCAUCAGUGUCAGAAGCAGCACAUUGGAGUGAAACCCUUCAGAAGUGAGGUGAACAAAGUGUCAUUAGUGAAGAGCUGCACAUGCAGUGAGUCUCAGAAGCCCUCUACCUGCAGGGAUGUUGGGAAGGACUUCCUGGCCAGCUCAAGAUUUCUCCAGCAACUGGCCACUCAUACCAGGGAAAAAUCAAAUAGCAGAACCUUGUGUUGGACUGCCUUUCACAGGAGAAAAAUACAUUACAACUGCGGAAAGUUCAACAAAGCCUUCAGCUACAAACACAUACUUGUUCAGCCUCAGAGAGCCCUCACUAAAGAAAGAUGUUACCUGUGCAAUGAAUGUGGGAAGUCCUUUAGCCAUAACUCUAGCCUCAUUAAACACCAGAGAGUUCACACUAGAGAAAGGCCUUAUAAAUGUGGAGAAUGCGGUAAGUUCUUUAGCCAAAGCUCAACCCUCUUUCAACAUCAGAGAGUUCACACUGGAGAAAGGCCUUAUGAGUGCAGGGAAUGUGGGAAAUCCUUUAACCAAAGCUGUAGCUUCCAUAACUAUUGAAAAAUUCACACUGGAGAAAGACCUUAUGAAUGCAAUGAAUGUGGGAAAUCCUUUAGCCAAAGGUCUAACCUCAUUCAACAUCAGAGAAUUCACACUGGAGAAAGGCCUUAUGAGUGCAGCAAAUGUGGGAAAUCCUUUAGCUAAAGCUCUGCACUACGGCAACACCAUACUGUUCACACUGGAGAAAGACCUUAUGAGUGUGGUGAAUGUGGAAAAUUUUUCACCUACGAUUCCAACCAGAAAGUUCACACUGGAUUGAAGCCUUAUGAGUGCACUGAAUAUAGGAAAUCAUUUAGUCAUAAUUGCAGCCUCACUCUACGUCUGAGAGUUCAUACUGGAGAAAGGCCUUAUGACUGCAAUGAAUGUGGGAAAUCCUUUAGCCAAAGAUCUGCGCUCCUUAAACACCAGAGAGUUCACACUCAAUAAAGGCCCUAUGAGUGCAGUGAAUGUGGGAAAACAUUUAGGCAAAGGUCCAACAUCAGUGAUCAUUGGAGAGUUCACACUGGAGAAAGGCAUUAUGAAUGUGGCCAGUGUGGAAAAUCUUUUAGCAGAAACUCUGGUCUCUCUCGACACCAGCGAGUUCACACUGGAAUAGGGCCCUAUGGGUGUGUUGAAUAUGAGAAAGCCAUCCACCAAAGGCCUUACCUCAUCAGGUACCACAAAGUUCACAUGACAAAAACACCUUCGAUGUACUGGGAAUGUGCUGUUUCCUUAUUCAACAUCACAGCAUUGGAGGACAUCCAGUAAGAGUGUCAUCUGCCUGGAUUGAACCUCAUUCUUUCAGACAUCCACAUACAUUCCAGGUAUGUGGGAAGAUUUGAGGAAUUGUGUUAUGCUUUCGAAUCUGCGUGGGGCUCUUGCCAGAUUUUUAUCACUGUUAGGAUUGUAGCCCAAGCCAUUUGACUUCUACUAGCUGGGUGGAACACACAGUGAGCAUCAUUGACCUACCUUAAUUUGCUGUAAGGAAAUGUCUGUGUUCUCCCAUUUGUUGGAGGGAUUUGUGAGAAGCCUGAGCACUCACUUCUCUCUUUUUUUUUUUUUUUUUGUGACAGAGUCUUACUCUAUAACUCAGACUGGAGUGUAGUGUCAUGAUCUUCAAGAAAGAGCCCAGCAUGGAACCCCCAUCCCCACAUGGGGUGCAUUGAGGACCCAGGACCCACCAGCUCGUGGGACUGAGUCCUUCAAAUCAAGGCUCUUAAGUGGAUGGGGGUGACCUGCUGUGGCCCCAGCUUCUAGCAUGACUUCCUGGAGUCAAGGUGUUUGGAAAAGCAGCCCAAAGUGGUGGUGAAAUCCAUCUAAGGUGAAUACCUGUUGGAGACCAACAGUCAAGUAUGGGAACGGAAAGAUGAACAUUACUUUAAGGAGAGAGUUCAGAGAGUGCACAUCCCUUACAAGGUAAGAGGUAAGGUCAGAGAAACCAACCCACAGGGAGUGUUGCUAUGCUGGCUGCAGGGGGAUCUCUCCCAGCCCCAGUUCCACUCUGUCCUGUACCCCUACCCAAAUCCAGUUCCUUGGGAGAGGAAAAGUAUCUGCUAAGAUGUAGGGUUGUUCCUAAUGUGGAAGGCCUCCACUGACCACUGGAUGCUUGGAGUGGCCCAUGCCUUCUGGCCAGCCAGUGUCUCUGACACUAUAUGGCCUCUGCAGCUUCCAUCCAGCUCACAGGCUCCACAGCUGUUCUCUACUGAGCCUUGUAAAGUCUCAUUCUACACAAGCUAACUUUCAUUUUUCACAAUAGACCUAGGCGAUCUGGAGUAGAUUUUUGCAGCUGUUUUUUGGAACACAUCCCAGUCUCUUGCUGGAAGAAUUUACAGGAGGAAACUCAGUAAACACUACAAACAAGGACUAGAUUUGUCAUAUUUUUAAUAGCCUGGAUUUAAGAAAGUCAUGGAGAAUAUGUUAAUAAUACAGACUAAAUCAGAUGUGAUGGCUUCUACCUGAAAUCUCAGCUACUUUGGGAGGCUGAGGCAAGAGGACCACUUGAGCCCAGGAGUUUCUGACCAACC
Messenger RNA from Chlorocebus sabaeus (green monkey), 3089 nucleotides. The record is from RefSeq and is a predicted model, not a curated record. Lineage: Eukaryota; Metazoa; Chordata; Mammalia; Primates; Cercopithecidae.